This is a messenger RNA of Episyrphus balteatus (marmalade hoverfly), 1602 nucleotides long. It is a transcript of the gene unpg, whose product is annotated as homeobox protein unplugged. Bases 134 to 1480 code for a protein of 448 amino acids. The transcript has 3 exons. Gene Ontology annotation, cellular component: nucleus. The record is from RefSeq and is a predicted model, not a curated record. NCBI's taxonomy places the organism in Eukaryota, Metazoa, Arthropoda, Insecta, Diptera, Syrphidae. Gene Ontology annotation, molecular function: RNA polymerase II transcription regulatory region sequence-specific DNA binding; DNA-binding transcription factor activity, RNA polymerase II-specific. Gene Ontology annotation, biological process: regulation of transcription by RNA polymerase II; regulation of nervous system development.
UGUCAGUUGUGUUUAUGUUUGAGGAUAUACGCUCGGACUGUCAGAAAUUUUUGGAUAAUUACCUAUACUUUUUCAUUUUUGUGUCCGAUUCAUAAAAGUUAUAGUGGGAAUCGGUAUGCAAAAGAAUUUUUAAAUGACAAUGGAGAAUCCAACGCGUUCACUCGAAGUGGAAAACACAAAACUGUCAAAAAUUUCUAGUCCCUUUUCUAUCGAAUCGUUAAUUGCUAAUCGAAGUACGCCAACCACAAUGGCGACGCGUCAGGUGAAAGUUCCUCCGGCGGGUUCUGUAGAAUUGCCUUUUGUUACACAUUCAUUACCAAUCGGUUUUCCACCGAAUUUUCCAUUCUACAAUCCUUGGAUACAUGGUUAUUUUGGUCAAAACCAAGAUCGCCUCAAUCAACUACUGUCAAAUGGAUCAUAUUACCUCGGAAAUCAACAUGCUGCCGUCGCUACACAAGGCACAAGUAGUGUCAAAAAUGUUGAUUCGGAAUUGAGAAAUCCAUCAUCAUUGGAUACUCGUUCGCUUGCCUUACUCAGAUCGACGACAGAUCAAAAUUAUUGCGAAAAAUUAGUAAAUUUUGUUCGAAACGGAAAUUUCGAUCCGGCGCGUGAAAAACUUGCUGAAUUUCUUAUGAAUGCGAAUAAUGGCGAGUAUAACGGUGAUAGAUUACAGCAGUGCUUUAAUCGAACUCCAAGUGAAAGUGAGUCAAGAACUUUGGAUAUGAGUGAAUGUGGUGCAAUAAAUAAUAAUGGAGAUCGUUUGCCUCUGACGAUUUCGAAAAUGGAAACAAAUGAAUUCGAACGAGCGGAAGAGGAAUUCGAACAUAGCGGUGAUUCGUGUAGUGAUAUAAGCCUUACAAUGUCCCCGGAAGAAGCGGAUAAAAACCAAGAUUGUAUUCACUCCGACAGUGAAGAUUGUUCUGACGACGAUGCCGUUUCCGGACCAAAUGCCUCUAGCGGUAGCGGAUCAAUAAAAGGUCAACAGAAUAGCAGCAGUAGUUCAAAGUCGAGAAGAAGAAGAACUGCAUUUACUUCAGAACAACUUUUAGAGCUUGAACGUGAAUUUCAUGCUAAGAAAUAUCUAAGCCUUACAGAGCGUAGUCAAAUUGCAACUAGUCUUAAAUUAAGUGAAGUUCAGGUAAAAAUCUGGUUCCAAAAUCGUCGAGCUAAAUGGAAACGAGUUAAAGCUGGCCUCACCACUCAUGGACUUAGCCGAGGGAGCACUGGCAAUGGCACAAAAAUCGUUGUUCCUAUUCCAGUUCAUGUAAAUCGAUUUGCAGUUCGUUCACAGCACCAGCAAAUGGAGAAAAUGGGUUUGAGUGGUCCGAAACCAGAUUUACGAAAGAAAAUUUCACUCGAACUUAGUGGUUUUGAAUGUUUUAAUAGCAAUAAUGGCCAUAGUAUAGGAUUACCAAGUACAAGUUCUGGUGUGGUACCACCACCACAACCACCACCGAAUGUAGCACGAAAUAUUUACUGAAAAGUCUGUCAAAAGUGUAACUAAAUAAUUUUUUAAGGAAUUCAUAAUUUUUAAGUUAAAAUGUAUCGUAAAGUUAUUUAUAAUUAAGAUUGUUUUCGAUAGAUGUAAGAAAUGAAAAUAUA